This is a messenger RNA of Colletotrichum spaethianum, 867 nucleotides long. RefSeq names its product putative tRNA-splicing endonuclease subunit tsp-5. Gene Ontology annotation, molecular function: nucleic acid binding; tRNA-intron lyase activity. Gene Ontology annotation, biological process: tRNA-type intron splice site recognition and cleavage; tRNA splicing, via endonucleolytic cleavage and ligation. Bases 1 to 867 code for a protein of 288 amino acids. The transcript has a single exon. Gene Ontology annotation, cellular component: tRNA-intron endonuclease complex. Lineage: Eukaryota; Fungi; Ascomycota; Sordariomycetes; Glomerellales; Glomerellaceae. The record is from RefSeq and is a predicted model, not a curated record.
AUGGCAGCGUCGGAAGUUUCCGUAACCCCUCCAGUGCGUAUCUCCAAGAUCGCAGACCGCUAUCUCGUCUUCGACGCCCAAGAUGUGGCCAUCAUCCGGCGCAACCACAACAUCUGCUCCGUGCUGGUGGGGACUACACCCCAGAAUCCAACACAGAACGUGUUUUUGAGUCUUCCACUUGAGUUACUGCCUGAAGAGGCCAGCGUGCUCGUCGAGAAGAAGGUAGGCCAUCUCGUCGACGAGGCUUCGCACCACUUGUCGUCCCUUCGCUCCCCGGACGGGGCCACCCGCCAAGCCUACAUUGCACUUCUGAAGGAUCGCCGGCACACGGCCCAGAAGCUACUGGCCGAGGACCAGGCCAAAAGGGCAGCCACGGAACAGGCGCGGAGGGCCAAGGGCGCCAACUUACCUCCUGGUGACCAAUUGGACCCGUUUUCUUCAGAAACUCCCAUGUUGGACAGUCUUGCUAAAACUUGUGAUGGCGUGGAUGUUAAGUCGUCUUUGACGGUCACACCAACAACCAGCGAUGGCCUGCAGGCUAUUUCGAAGGAUUCGUUGGACUCGGUACCUCAGCCUGCUGCUGGCCCGUUGCAUCGGCAUCUACAGUCCAAGGGCUACUUCAUGACGCCUGGCCUGCGGUUUGGCGCCGAUUACAGUGUGUAUCCUGGCGAUCCACUGCGAUACCACGCUCAUUUCCUCGCCACAAACUACGACUGGGAUGAGAAGAUUCCCAUGCUUGAUGUUGUUGGUAGUGGUCGCCUAGGGACGUCGGUCAAGAAGGGCUUCUUGUUUGGCGGCGAGGUGCCCGACCUAGACAGCCCCAGGAGGCAAGUGCGCACGUUUUGUGUGGAAUGGGCUGGGAUGUGA